This is a messenger RNA of Rhodofomes roseus, 315 nucleotides long. RefSeq lists its product as uncharacterized. The transcript has 2 exons. Lineage: Eukaryota; Fungi; Basidiomycota; Agaricomycetes; Polyporales; Fomitopsidaceae. Bases 1 to 315 code for a protein of 104 amino acids. The record is from RefSeq and is a predicted model, not a curated record.
AUGGUCGACAACGGAGACCAACUUUCCUUCUAUGGCUACAUGCUUGCCUCAUUCGGCUUGAGUUCAUCUGGCUUUGGUCGCGCAUCGUUUCUGAAAAUAUGCAUCUGGGCAGCACGAGACCUCGACUCGACGUGGACGAGCGGCGAGGGAGCUACGCGCGGAGAACCCGACGCCGAGGAUCCCUCAAUGAUCAAUCACCAAGACAUGUCGGCGCAGCCAAGUGUCCCAGUCGAACUGCACGCCCUCCCUCCCUCCCUCAUCUGGGUGGCCGCACGCGUAUACGCAUCUUCCGCCUACUACAACUGGACCCAGUGA